Messenger RNA from Sebastes umbrosus (honeycomb rockfish), 1910 nucleotides. RefSeq names its product microtubule-associated protein tau b (gene maptb). NCBI's taxonomy places the organism in Eukaryota, Metazoa, Chordata, Actinopteri, Perciformes, Sebastidae. The transcript is spliced from 11 exons. Gene Ontology annotation, biological process: neuron projection development; microtubule cytoskeleton organization. Gene Ontology annotation, cellular component: neuron projection. Gene Ontology annotation, molecular function: microtubule binding. The coding region runs from base 1 to 1011 and encodes 336 amino acids. The record is from RefSeq and is a predicted model, not a curated record.
AUGGCUACCGAUGGCUACCGAUGGCUACAGAUGGCUACAGAUUGCUACCGAUGGCUACCGAUGGCUACAGAUGGCUAUAGAUUGCUACCGAUGGCUACCUACUUCAUCAUCAUCAGUGAUGCUGCAGGUUACCAUGGCAACAGCAGCCUCCCUCUCCCAGCAUGCAUCAGGAGCAGAGCGCCCCCCCUCAGGGAGCGGCAGCAGGUGGAAGUGACGCAGCAGCAGAGAGACGAGCAGCAGCCAGCAGGAGUGAUGAUGGAUGGAGACUCGGCCCCCCUCGGAGAUGGCCUCGCCCCUGAAGAGCAGUGCAUGCUGGGAGCUGUGAAGGAAUCAGCAGAAGAGGCUUUGAAGGCCUCCAGGUCAGCCGGAGGAACCAGAGCUUCCAGGAUCAUCUCAGCCAAGAGUACAGAGUCAGUAGACGGAGGCAGCAGUCCAGGAAGUCGUUCCCCCGCCAGUCGAUCCUCCACUCCAAACAGAGACGUCAAGAAGGUGGCGGUGGUCCGGACCCCCCCCAGGUCUCCCGGCGCUGCUCGUGGACGGACGCCCCCCCUCCCCUCCCACCCCAUGCCUGACCUCAGCAACGUGAGGUCAAAGGUCGGAUCCAACGAGAACCUCAAACACACACCUGGAGGGGGCAAGGUUCACAUUGUUAAUAAGAAGUUGAAUCUCACCAGCGUGACAUCAAAGUGCGGCUCCAAAGCCAACAUCUACCACAAACCAGGUGGAGGGAAGGUGGAGAUUAAAUCAGAGAAGGUGGAUUUUAAAACUGUUCAGUCUAAAGUGGGUUCUCUGGGGAACGUUACUCAUGUACCAGGAGGAGGGAAGAAGAAGAUUGAGAGUCAGAAACUGAACUUCAGAGAGAGCGCCAAAGCUCGGACCGACCACGGCGCCGACAUCGUCGUCCAGCUUGACGACUCUUCCUCCCCCCACAGCCCCGAUGCUGCUGAAGCUCCGCCCCUUGACACCUUGGCCAACCAGGUGUCUGCCUCCCUCGCCAAACAAGGCCUGUGAUUGGACAACCCUGUGCCUGCAGACCCCGCCCCCUCCUCCCGUUACCAAGGAAACUGCCUGAUGGAAGAAAGAAAAAAAAAGAUCAUUCUGCCUUUUUCCUCAUGACCUUCAUCUGAUAUCACCCCGACGGGGUUGGAGAGAUUUUAUGAUGUAAUGUGAAGCCUUUAACUUCAGCUACAUGAGCGACCAAUCACAAGUCAGUCAGCCAGGUGUUCAGGUGUUUUCUCCAGAGUCGGCGCUCAGAGCCCUCGCAGGUGUAAUGUGUCAUCAAAAGGUGUGCAAGGAACGCCGUUCACUGUUUCUAAGCAACAACGGUUGCAGCUCCAACCGAGGUCAAAGUUGAAGUCAUUUGAACUAUGAGCGCAGCACAUGGUGGCAAUUUCUAGCGCUGCGCCACGCCGAGGGGUAGCACGCUCCCACCUAGUCAGGCGGCGCUGUCCGAGCGGCGCCGCCCUCCCCGUAGGAAAACAACGACACAGCCAGCACAGAGCAAUUUACCGCUGAUCAUGAGUGGCCGGCUUUAGGCUAGUAGCUUCUCUUCCAGUCUUUGUGCUAAGCUAGGCUGGUAGCUUCAUUUAGAUUUUGUGAUCAAAUGUUUGUUCCAGGAGUUCUUGAGAACGUUCUCAGGGUCAGUUAGAUGGUCUCAGGAGUUCUUGAGAACGUUCUCAGGGUCAGUUAGAUGGUCUAAGGAGUCCUUGAGAACGUUCUGAGGGUCAGUUAGAUGGUCUAAGGAGUUCUUGAGAACGUUCUCAGGGUCAGUUAGAUGGUCUAAGGAGUUCUUGAGAACGUUCUCAGGGUCAGUUAGAUGGUCUCAGGAGUUCUUGAGAACGUUCUCAGGGUCAGUUAGAUGGUCUAAGGAGUUCUUGAGAACGUUCUCAGGGUCAGUUAGAUGGUCUAAG